UUUGAGGCUAUGGCUGCCUAAAAGGCUUGACAUAUAUGGCUAGCUGGACGCCCUCGAUUGUUUUGGACACAGGCGACGGAAUAGAGUCUGGAGAGAACCAGAAUCAAUUCACGAUGCCGUGUUCAAAGACGGACGGCUGCAAAGCAGCCUGCUAUCGACAACUCCUUGUCGCCAGCCGGUGGCUUGUCGUUCUUUCAACAUGCCUUUUUCUGGCCGUUAUUUCUGCCGGCACCUUCCUGGUUCCCCAUCAGUUGACAAAGACGCUUGCACUCAAGAGUCUGGCCAUUAUUUCGUAUGACGGCAUCAUCCCCAUCGACCGCAACCAGACCCACCUGCAGGACGGAAGCGGGCGCGACUUCACCUUCACCAUGCACAGCUUCUCCAACGCCUUUUCCUGGGAGUGCGACCUGUGCCCCCAGUCCGCAGGCGUCGUCGAGCUCGGCCCCAACUCGGGCUCCGACCCCCGCGCCCUGAUGCUACAGAUCGCCGACGCCGCCGUCCCCCGCAGCCGGGAUGCCCCUUCCUUCUCCGAGUGCUUCGGCAGGCGCAGGCGCAGCAGCAGCAGCAGCAGCAGCAGCCGAAACGAGCCGCUGGCCCCGGGCUGCCCCGACCCCACCUUCUUCGACGCCUGGCUCGACCCGCCCGGGCUCGGUCCCUACCCGCAGCCCAGGCCCGUCACAAAGUACGUGGCGUACAUCGGGACCGUGCUGGUGGCGGCCCUGACGCUCGCCUGCGAGGUCCUGAUGGCGCGCUGCCCGCGCCUCAUGCGCUGCCGCUGCCUCGUGCUCGCCCGCUGGUGCCCGUACCCUAAGGAGGCGCCCGCGGAGCUCGAGGCGCUGCCGCCGCACCGCUGGGACCGCGUGCGCGCCCUGUCGUACCCGUUCCUGUCGGCCUACUUCUCGCUCGCCCUGCUGUACGACGGCGUCAUCCCGCGCUUCCUCCUAGGCCACCUCCGGUCCGUCGACCGGCGCCUGCCGGGGGACCUGUCGAUGCGGCCGAGGCAGAACGGACUGCACCUGUGGCUGCUGGGCGCCUGCAUCGCCAUGUCGGCCCUGGCGUCGGUGUUGGUGUUUGUGCGCUAUCGCAUGAGCAGGCCCAAGGGGUAUGUCGUGCUUGAAGACCCUGAGGAUAUCAAGAAAAGUUGAUUGUGUUUUCACAACGCCUGCCCGGAUAGUUUUGGUAGGAACUUGGAGCUAUGGCCACUAAUCUCGCUUUCGGACGCCCUCGGAUAUUACCACUUUCCUGCGACGAGAAUGCUAGCAUGGGUAGAAAAGAUUUAUGUAGUCUUGCCUAUGUAAAAGAACUUGGAUACCGUAUCGCCCGA
Messenger RNA from Gaeumannomyces tritici R3-111a-1, 1324 nucleotides. RefSeq lists its product as hypothetical. Bases 36 to 1145 code for a protein of 369 amino acids. Lineage: Eukaryota; Fungi; Ascomycota; Sordariomycetes; Magnaporthales; Magnaporthaceae. The record is from RefSeq and is a predicted model, not a curated record. The transcript is spliced from 2 exons.